Polistes dominula (European paper wasp) is the source of this 4196-nucleotide messenger RNA. RefSeq names its product Stork-head domain-containing protein knockout (gene knockout). Gene Ontology annotation, molecular function: RNA polymerase II transcription regulatory region sequence-specific DNA binding. The record is from RefSeq and is a predicted model, not a curated record. Lineage: Eukaryota; Metazoa; Arthropoda; Insecta; Hymenoptera; Vespidae. Gene Ontology annotation, cellular component: cytoplasm; nucleus. Gene Ontology annotation, biological process: regulation of transcription by RNA polymerase II.
CUUCUCUGUUUCUCCUUUUCCUAUUUUCAAAUAUUUAAAAUACGAAAAAUUCGGUCGUGAAAUUAUUAUCAACCCUUACUGUGCAAACUUUACCAGUUUAAAAACACGUUGACGAAUUAAACAAAACAAAAGAAAAAACAAAAACAAAAGGAAAGAAGGAAAGAAGAAAAAUAAAAAAAGGGGGUCUAAGGAAGACAGAAAAAAAAAAAAAAGAGAAAGAGGAGUAUCAUCUUUUCAUGGUUUUGCCGGCGCAUCUUUGGUGAUUCGACGGACCUUGGGAUAGAGGCGGCAGAAGCCCGUGUGCCUACGAAAGAGAAAUAAGGAAGAGUAAGGUAGUGAUGAUGCCAACAACAACACCACCACCAUCACCGAAUCGUCGGUGUCGUUAGCACACCGGGCCUUAAAAAAUGGCCUCGAUACUGGGAGACGGAACGGGCCCUGGGGGUCCCUCAGGCCCCUCGAGAUGCCUACUACUUUUACAAAGGUCUUUGGCUAUACAACUGACCAGAGGUCCGCCUCCUCAAGUUCUCAAUGCCGGACAACGUGAAAGUACGAAGGAACAUCCAGCCGACGAGAUGUGGAUGUACGAUAAAGGUUAUAAUUUGUUUCAGAGUUUCUUGGAAGCAAAUUCGAAAUGUUGGUGGAACGCGGCCCUCGUCGAUGCAACUAGACAGCUCAGGUAUAAAGGUCACGUGUCACCAGGUGUAUUAAUGGUCGGUGGACCACCUUGUGCCCUAGAAGUAUUAAGGGCAGCCUGGGCUCGUAAUGUUCUUAGACCACCGGCUGAUCAUGCAAUCACCUGUCUUGGUGACAUAGAGGAUUGCUUGGUAGCACCUGUCUCUCAAGGACAAUUCACACCACUUCCGGAAGCCCUUUGUUGGGCUAUUUUAGAAUUAACGUCACAAAGGCAAGCAGCUACAUUGGAUACCCUUAGAUCAGCACUCAGGAACGCAUUUCCGGCAAUGCAAAGACCUAGCCGUGAACUCGUUUACGAUGCACUAGCUAAAUUGAUGCUAGAACGAAAGAUUUACCAUACGUCUCAGGGAUAUUUUGUGGUAACACCGGAAACUAGAAGAUUAAGGCGUGAUUCAGGAAGUUCUAGAAGAUGUUCGAGAGAGGUUAAUGGUUCUAGAGGACAGGGUGGUAUGCUUAUGAGCAACGACGAAGCUAUGGCACUGGUUCAUGGGGAAAUGUUAACCCUCAGAGACGGUGACGUUACUCAUCAGGCUGUACAAACCAAUCUGGCGGAUGUCAUCUGUGGUGGUAAUCCAAACGACAAAGUUCUGUUUGCCAGGUGUCGAUCGAUGCCAGGUCGUCUCGAAAGGAGACACUCACUCAGACUCUGGGGCUCGGCCAGACGUUUGCACAGAAGCGGAAGUUCACGGUCUUUGCCAAGGAGGCCGGAAAGAAGUGACACUUCGUCUAGUGCCGAAUACGCAAGCACCGAUAGCGCACCUCAUAGUCCAACCAGUUUUUCCGUAAUGUUUUCAGAAAAAAUAGGCUUGCUCUCGCGACUAUUUCGACGUAGUACGAGAAGAAAGGGUGCACCAUUGAUGGGUACGUUCAGCGCACAAUAUCCACCAACCGAAUGGUUUAAUCCACGUGUCGUACAUCUACACAGUGUUGCUACACAAACGAGAGCUGCUAGUCCUUCGAUGAUGGAAGGUUUGGAUCAAUCGCAGACCAGUUUCCAAGUCUGGGACGAUUCGAGUUCUGUGAGAUCAGCAACAUUACCUAGGCGGCACCGACGUCAAGCCAGCGGCGAUUCAUCGAGUUUAUUGGCAAAUUCUACACCGAGAAGUUCUAGAAGACACAGAUCCCCAUGUUCUACCAUGCCAAGAUCAAAAUGUUCGAGCUUGAGUAGAUGUACCUCGAGGGCAUCUGUCCUUCCGCCUAACGCCAAUCAAGAACCCUACCAAACAACUACACGUAAUCAAAUUCAAAAUGGUAAAAAUUCGGCCAAUUCAUCGCCAAGUAGAAGCGGUGGAAGUUCAGGAUCCGUUAGGACUACCAAUAAUGUGGUUAGUCCUGGAAAAACCGCUACUUUAACCAGGUCCUCGAAUACGAGGCAAUCGAGUUCUCGUAGGCCGAGUCACGAUUCGACUGCUAGCGGCACAAAAUCAACCAAUAGUUCACCCCAACAUAAGGUACUGCAAAAGACGUCUUCCGGUCAUUCGUCUCACUCGAGUGGGAAAUCGAUUUCUAGCGGUAAACUUUCGUCUUCCCCGUUGAAGACGAACACGCUGCCAGCUAAAUCGUCACCGUUGAAGGUCGUACAACAGGGAUCGUUAACACCAUUACAAGAAGCACAAAAUUCUAUAACACUUCAAGUAUCGACGAAUUUAAGUCCUGUCAAUAAUGGUUCGUCACAGGAACAACGUGCUAUACAAAAUAGCGUAACUUUGGCAUCGAAUGCUACGAGUACUACGACCAUUUCUGGAUCACCAGGAACUAAGAUUUAUGUACAUCAAAAUAAUUCACCUAUGAGAUCGGUUAUUACUUUUGAAAAUGGUACGGUUAAGACUAAAGUUACUGAAAAGGAUAGCACGGAUUGCAAGGAAAAACAAGAACGCGAACUUAUUGGUGAAAAAGUUUACAAAUCUCGAAUGGAAGAGGACAAAUUGUUUAAGAGUAAACACGUUGACGAGGAUAAACUUAAUAAAUCUAGUAAAAUCGAACGUCCUUCUUCCCUGUAUUCUGGCAAAGAUACAAAACCUGGACUACUCUCGGAAUCCGAUAAAGAAAACAAACCUAAAGUUGAAGAAGAAACACCGAGUAAAUUGAAAUUAACGAAUCGUUUGAACAACAGUCAAGUUCAUUUGAUAGAUGGAUCUAGCGGUAACAUAGACAAAAAUUCAUUAUCCCAUGAACAUACAACUGGUAAUUUAUCCAGUACAAAAAAUACCAACGAUGCAAUGAACAAUUCACGCAAAUUGAGUCUCUCGUUAUCAAAGGAUGCACUGAGUUAUCGAAAUUUACUCCGUCCAGGUUCGAAAAACAACAUUGCAUCUAAUCCACCAUCCCCAACAAAAUCAUUCGAUGGUUUUGGGGGUUCCUUCAACAAUGUUUAUAUCGAAAAUCUCGAGUCAGCUAAACAACAAAGAGCACCACAGGGUUCCGAACCUAAUUUAGAAAAAACCGUCAGUCGUGGUGACCUUUAUUCAUAUCCGAGCUUGAGCGACAUGCAAGUUCAAUUUACCAGUUUGGCAGCACAAAAAAUACUUAAGGGUUGUCCGAUCAAUAGCGUUGAUACUUUGGUCGAGGUUAACAUGGCUGCUGCUGAAAAACCAAACAAUUGUGACGUUACCGUUCAUACGGAUUUUGGCCUAGUUUGAAGGUUAGAAUUAUUAUCCUUCGAAUUGAACGUUAGACUGUGUACGAUCUAACCUAUAAAACUCAUCAUCAUCAUUAUCAUCAUCAUCAUCAUUAUUAUCAUUCAUAUCAUUAUCAUGAUCAUCAUCGACAUAUUUCGAUUAAUUUCAUUGCGAACACAGCGUAACGUUGUAACAUGAACGGGUAUGUAAAUGAAAACGAUCCAGUACCAAGUGAAACCUAACCCCAUUUUUAUCUCGGUUCUAACGUACUGUAAUAUAUCUAAUAGAUAAUAAACGCGUUCGAUACACACAAAUCACGUGAAACGUCACUGCCGUUGUCCGAAUAAAAAAUAAAACAUUUAAAAAAAGUAAAACAUUUAAAAAAAAAUAUGAGAGUAAAAAAAGUAAAACCUUAGAAAUAAAUAAUAUGUGUGACGGUAGUUUAAAUAAGUGAUACUGCGAUAUAUAUAUACGUAUAUAAACAAUAACGUGCCUAACGUUUUGUUCCGAGAGAAAACAUUUUUUUUUUUUAUUUUAUAUAAAAUUAACAAAAAAAUAUUAUAAACAGAUUAUUCCAAAAAAAAAAAAAGAGAAAUACAACAAAAUAUUCAAUAUAAUUCAUUGCAAGGUAUAAAAUGUAUUGCAAAAACCGAUAUAUCUGAACAGGUAUAUUAAAUAUAAACAAUUUUGUUUCCCAAAUAAACAAAACAAAACAAAAUAAAUCAAAUCAAAUAUUUUAGAUAAUAGUAAGCCGCAAUAGUCGCAGUUUUGCGUCGCUUUACUAAGCUUUAAAGCGAUUUGUCAAAGCAAUUUAUUUCAAUUAAAUAUCUUCGCACUUCUAUACUAACAAAUACACACAUACACAUGUAAAAAAAUAAAAAA